Rodentolepis nana is the source of this 261-nucleotide messenger RNA. NCBI's taxonomy places the organism in Eukaryota, Metazoa, Platyhelminthes, Cestoda, Cyclophyllidea, Hymenolepididae. The record is from the annotation of a GenBank genome assembly.
AUGCAUCGAACUGUCUAUCAUAUUUCCGCACCAACAAUUUGCGAUAUAAUAAUUCUCAACAUUGUUGGCAAAAAGGGCAUUUACAAGGAGGCGAAGUUUGAAGUUCUAACCAGGGAUGAAAUACAGCAGCGAGCACUUACCAAGAAGAUCUCCCAAUGCCAUUCCAAAAACAAUCUCUUUGACAAAUCGGGAAAUCCGUCAACCAUUCACUUAGGGCCGUCAGAGCCUGAUUUGGAAGCAGUUGGAAAAGCUGCACCUUAG